AUGGACCAAACUAGAAGCAUCCGGGAUUCUAUCGCCACCUAUAUGUUUCGGUAUGACUGUGUCCUGGACCCCAAGAAGCUUCACGGGUCGCUUGUCCGGUUAUUAGAGCGGGGAGAUUGGAGGAAGUUUGGUGGUCGUCUCCGACGAAAUAUUGACGGACUGCUUGAGAUUCGCAUCCCCCGCAACGACCAGAAGCAGGCUGUGGUGCGGUUCUCGCAUGUCUCCUACGUAACCCAAAUCAAAGAACACCCUUUAGCAUGCCGGCUGCCCCAAAAAACUGGCCAAUGCCCUUCAAUUCAGGAAGGGUGUGACACCUUCCGGGCCUUCAGCGUACCGCCUGAAUUGCCUAGCAACAUCAAGCACUAUCUGACUACCGAUGAGCCGCUUCUCUCGCUGCGUAUCAUUUCGUUCACAGAUGCAACAUUAGUUUCCAUCACCUUCCCUCAUGCAGUCACCGAUGCCAUGGGGACUGCGGACUUUCUCCGAGCCUGGUCGAGCAUGUUGGCGGAUCGACUGGACCAGAUACCCCCUGUCCUGGGGGCAAGGGAGGAUAUUAUGGCGUCUGUAGGCACCCUUGACGACAAACGGUCCCAGAGUCCCCACGCCCUAGAGCAUCGCCGCAUCCGGGGCCUAUCAUUGCUGAGUAUGAUUCUCCGACUGGUGUGGGAUCGCUUCAUCAAGAGGAAUAUCCACGCUCGCAUUAUAUACCUGCCAGCAGAAUUCAUUGCAAGGCUCCGCCAGUCGGCACAACUGGAUAGCCAGUCGUCUCAACCCAGCGAGGAGACUAAAUUCCCCUUCCUGAGCGAUGGGGACCUGAUCACCGCCUGGGGCUCACAGAUGGUCCUUUCCUCUUACGCUAAUUCGGGACCUGCCAUCAUCUGCAACGUCUUUGACAUUCGCAGCCGUAUCAAAGACCUUUUCGACCCUGCGGGGGUCUACCUGCAGAAUCUCAUUCUCCUUACCAUGAUAGACCUACAGGCACCCGUCAAAGGCCACUCGACCAUGCCCCUGGGCCACAUUGCCCGUCGCAUCCGACACGCGAUCGUAGAACAGGCCACGGACGUGCAAGCUCGGCGCCUGGUGCGCGUCAUGAGGGCCACCAUCGCGAGCACUGGGCUGAUGCCCCUGUUUGGCAGCUCGGGCGCAACUAUCAUCGCCUGCACUAACUGGUCAAAAGCCCAAUUUCGGGAAGCAGCGCAUUUCGGUCCCGCGGCUCUACCGAGUCGUUCUUCCUCUGCGUUCACCUCUGGGGGUGGCUCUGGCCCAGGGGCUUGCGUAGCAUUUGCAGGAACCACUGUGAGCGCAAGUGAUAAUCUCCGGGAUACUUUCAUGAUAUAUGGUAAAGACAACGAGGGGAAUUACUGGGUUCAUGCGUAUUUGCGUCAGGAGACAUGGGAUUUCAUCCGGAAGAUGUUUGAUCAGCAUAAGCUGGGAGUUGCGUAG
Aspergillus pseudoviridinutans is the source of this 1443-nucleotide messenger RNA. RefSeq lists its product as uncharacterized. NCBI's taxonomy places the organism in Eukaryota, Fungi, Ascomycota, Eurotiomycetes, Eurotiales, Aspergillaceae. The coding region runs from base 1 to 1443 and encodes 480 amino acids. The record is from RefSeq and is a predicted model, not a curated record. The transcript has 2 exons. Gene Ontology annotation, molecular function: acyltransferase activity, transferring groups other than amino-acyl groups.